UCUCCUUUGGCCUUUUGGUCAAGACCAUUGAAUUAUGUUCCCAAAUGUUCCUCUUUUCAAUAAUCAACUGCUCAUAAUAGUCCUUAGUCAGUGGUCAUACAUUCACAGCCAUAGCCAAGCAAAAAUGUUAAAAUCUCUCUCUCGCUCUCUCUCAUCUUCUGCCCCAUUUUGACCUGUUAAAAUCGAAGGAUCUAUCAGGCUAUGAAUUCCCGCUACCCCAUUAAAAACACCCCAUUUCCCAGGCUCUAGCGCUAGCCUAGUUUUCAUUCUUCACCACCCAUCAUAUUCUUCCUUUCAUGCCUCAUCCCUUUUUCUCUUCCUCUCAUCGAUCACACCCAAAUCAUCAGGUACAAAGAAAUUAAGAAAGUAAAAACUCUUCAAGCUUUGCAUCUGUAAGCCUAAGCCUUUGGGGUAAUAUAUUUCAUAGUUUUUGUAGCUUUUAUCGUCGAUCAUGUUUCUGGGUCUUUUCUUGGCUAUGGUUUCUUCCCUGAUAAUACUUAGGUUCUUGUACAAGACAUCUAUAUUUCACAUUUUCUUGAAAUGGUGGCGAGGUUUUGAAGACCAGUUUCACGUAUACCAGACCUACAAAAUUCCACAGUACAACGAGCAUUACCAAGAAAACCAACUCUACCGGAAGAUUUCAGUUUACCUGAAUUCCAUGGUCUCCCUCGACGACUCCGACCUCACGAACCUGAACUUGUUCUCGGGUUCCAAAUCCAACGAAAUCCUUCUCCACUUCGACGCCAACCAGAUCGUCUACGACACAUUCUUUAGCGCCAGAGUGUCGUGGACGAACGAACCUGAAAGAGAUGAUGAUGGAAACGGUAGGUCCUAUGUACUCAAGAUAAGGAAGAACGACAAGCGUAGAGUUCUACGCCCGUACCUACAGCAUAUCCUUUCGGUCACGGACGAGAUCGAGCAGAGGAAGAAGGAGAUUAGGUUGAACAUGAAUUUGGAAGGGGAGAAUGGACGGUGGAGAUCGAUUCCCUUCACGCAUCCGGCGAGCUUCGACACGGUGGUGAUGGACGCUGAUUUGAAAACCAAGGUCAGGUCCGAUCUCGAGCAGUUCCUUAAGUCGAAGCAGUACUACCACAGGUUAGGCCGCGUCUGGAAACGGAGUUAUUUGCUGUACGGUCCACCCGGCACCGGAAAAACCAGCUUCGUCGCGGCGAUGGCGAGGUUCCUGUGUUACGACGUCUACGAUAUCGACAUGUCCAAGGUCUCGGACGACUCUGAAUUGAAGACGCUCCUGCUGCGGACAACGACCAAGUCGCUGGUCGUGAUCGAGGAUCUAGACCGGUUUUUCGCCGGGAAACAGACCGCGGUUAGCCUAUCGGGGAUGCUGAACUUCAUGGACGGGAUUUUAUCGUGCUGCGGCGAAGAGAGCGUGAUGGUAUUCACGAUGAACGUCAAGGAUCAAGUCGAUCAGACGGCGAUGAGGCCCGGGAGGAUCGACGUUCAUAUAGAGUUCCCCACCUGCGAUUUCUCCGCGUUCAAGAGCAUGGCGAGUAGUUACUUGGGGGUGAAGGACCACAAGCUGUUCCCUCAGGUGGAGGAGGUCUUCCAAACCGGGGCGAGUUUGAGUCACGCCGAGAUCGGAGAGAUCAUGAUUUCGAACCGGAAUUCGCCGAGUCGGGCUUUGAAAUCGGUCAUCACGGCGCUGCAAACCAGCGGCGACGGGAGGGGAGCGAUCAAGGCCGGGCCGAGAUUGAGCGGAAGUAGUUCCGGUCGGUCUGUGGAUGAUUCGGUCGAACCACCGGCGAGUGUGUUCUGCAGGGAGAGCGUUCACACAGUGAGAGAAUUUCGGAAACUAUACGGACUGUUGAAGAUGGGAAGCAGAAGAAAAGAGUCGUUGGAUUUGAGUUCAGUUGAGAAGGACAAGGAAGGCUCACGACAUGACGUUUAGUUAUUUUUUUCCCUCAGCGACACGGCGUUUAAUUGUUUAAACUUGGUCCUUCAUGUUUAUCUAUGAAGCUCCAAAAAUUGGAGAUUUUUCCUCUUUUUUUUUUCCAUUUUUUUUGUAAGAAAGAUUUGUUUUAGUCCACAAAUGCAAAAGGUAGUAUUUUCAUCAUAAUGUAAAACUUUCAUACCA
Molecule: messenger RNA, 2092 nt
Organism: Juglans regia (Persian walnut)
Lineage: Eukaryota; Viridiplantae; Streptophyta; Magnoliopsida; Fagales; Juglandaceae
Product: AAA-ATPase At2g46620-like
Exons: 1
Coding region: 452-1906 (484 amino acids)
Molecular function (GO): ATP hydrolysis activity; ATP binding
Source: RefSeq, a predicted model, not a curated record